UGAGUAGGCUGAACAGUGGGUGGAGACCUGAAGAUUGCUGAAAGCCAGGGGAUGCAUUAUCAGACAGGGUGCAGAUUUACACACACUGUGAGCUUCCACGCUCUGCCUGCAGCAGCACAAGCCCCGCUUCCUCAGCCCGGAGCCCUUUUUACACUGCUCCCCUGAAUGACGGGUGGACGUUUCGACUUCGACGAUGGCGGCACCUAUUGUGGCGGCUGGGAAGAUGGCAAAGCCCAUGGGCACGGCAUAUGCACGGGCCCCAAGGGCCAAGGGGAGUACUCUGGUUCUUGGUCACAUGGCUUCGAAGUGGUUGGCGUCUACACCUGGCCGAGUGGCAACCUGUACCAAGGCUACUGGGCUCAGGGCAAGAGGCAUGGGCUGGGCGUGGAGACCAAGGGCAGGUGGAUGUACAGGGGGGAAUGGUCUCAUGGCUUCAAGGGGCGCUACGGGGUCCGGCAGAGUCUCACCACUCAGGCCAGGUAUGAGGGCACCUGGAGCAAUGGACUGCAGGAUGGCUAUGGUAUCGAGACUUACGGAGAUGGAGGCACGUACCAGGGCCAGUGGAUGGGGGGAAUGAGACAUGGACAUGGAGUGCGGCAAAGUGUCCCCUAUGCCAUGGCUACAGUUAUUCGUUCUCCUCUCAGAACCUCUCUGUCAUCUCUACGCAGUGAGCAAAGUAAUGGCACUGUACUUCAUGAUAUUGGAGCUGACAGUCCAGCGGGGACACGUGGGGGUUUUGUUUUGAACUUUCACAGUGAUUCAGAGCUGAUGACUGGCAAGAAGAAAGGUUUAUUCAGAAGAGGAUCUCUACUUGGUAGUAUUAAACUUAGGAAAUCCGAGUCAAAGAUCUCCAUAUCUAGCAAACGCAGCUCAGUGAGGAGUGAUGCAGCAAUGAGUAGAAUUAGUUCAAGUGAUGCCAACUCUACAAUUAGCUUUGGAGAUGGGGACUGUGACUAUUGUCCAACGGAAGAUCGCGUAGAUGCCACAACAACCGAAACCUACAUGGGAGAAUGGAAGAAUGAUAAGCGCUCUGGGUUUGGUGUCAGCGAGCGCACAGAUGGAAUGAAAUAUGAAGGUGAAUGGUUGAAUAAUAGAAGGCACGGGUAUGGAUGUACUAUAUUUCGAGAUGGCACAAAAGAAGAAGGGAAGUAUAAAAACAAUGUUUUGGUCCGUGGAAUAAGAAAGCAGCUUAUACCGAUAAAAAACACAAAAACAAAGGAAAAAGUAGACCGAGCGGUUGAGGGAGCACAGAGAGCUGCUGCUGUGGCAAGGACAAAAGUGGAGAUAGCUGCUUCAAGGACUGCACAUGCUCGCGCUAAAGGGGAUGCUGCUGAUCAGGCAAGCCAAGCAGCCCGCCAGGAAUCCGAUAUUGCAAGAGCAGUAGCUAAGGAACUGUCGCCAAGCUUCCAUCAGCCAGGGCCAGAUUAUAUGAGGCAAAAGUUUCAAGAGGUAGUAGAAGUAAAAGAAGUUGUUGAAGAAAAAGUGCAGAAGAAACCACCAUCUCCAAAGGAGUCCCCACAUUUUUAUAGAAAGGGUACCACACCACCCAAUACACCAGAAGAAAGAAGGAAGCAAACCUCCCAGUCCUCUUCACAACCUACAAAGAUAAAAAAUUCUAGCUCUUCUGCCGUUGCUCUUCAUAACCCUGAGAGGAAAAGCUCUUCGAGUGAGAAUCUACCUGCAUCUUCCAAUAAACCUUUACCUGUUAAAGCACCAGAGAAAGAAGAAGCCAUUGCAAAACCACUGCCAAAGGCGUCUUUUAGCCACAAUCCUAGCAACACCGGGAAUGGAGAACUACAUGCUGACUCUGGCUACUUUAUAAAAAUAAAUCCAUUGCUGACUUCAGAUCUGAAAGCAAAAGCCAACCCAUCAAAACCAUCUGCAUUUACAAACCUACCACAAGUCCAAAUGCCAAGUCCUAAGAAGCCUGUGGUAAAACCAGAUGCCAAAGAAAGUAGACCUGAGCCAAAACUCAAGAAGCAAGCUUCUGUGGCACCAAAGAAUGAAACAAAUAAUAACGAUUCCCUUUCUACUAUAGGAAAUGGAAUCAAUUCUAGACCCAGCUCUGUCUUGAUCAUGUUGGUCAUGCUUUUGAAUGUUGGAUUAGCCAUACUUUUUGUCCACUUUCUCACUUGAUUGCGAUUUCUGCUGGAAAGAACGUUUAGACAACCAGAGAUAUUGACGCACAAUUCCCGUCACUUGUGUCAUAAGCCGUUUUUAUGGCACCAGUCAUAUCCGGAUACGGGGAAAAGGCGGCUUGGAUUUAGAAUUGGGAGCAAAGAAAGUUGAAACUUGAAAAAAAAAUAUUAUAUGUACCGGUGGAUGGGUCUGUGAUCGUUUGAUGGUGAUUUAUGGUUCUUGAGGUUCCUUGAAACACAAGGCACUUGGCCAUGUUGGAAGACAAAGCAAAAUCUGCUGAAACAGCUUAUACGGAGAAGAUGGUUACUCCAUCUGUCCUAGAAGAGUGUGACUGGACUGGAAAUGUACAGACCUGCACUUUUAGUUGAUGGAAGCUAGCAGCUGCCUUACUAUUUUGCUGUCUGACGUUUAUGUGUGGAGAUGGGGAAGUGGGUGCCAGAGGAAUGUGGUCAGAGGAUUCAGUUGCCUGGGAUGUGAUUCCAGCUUUUGCUCCUAUCUCAGAAGAAAUAGUUUGCAGCAUCACUCACCAGUCUUAUUCCAUUACCUGCUGCUUUUGCCAUCUCCUGCAGGGUUCUGGAGGAUAGAAUUUCAUUUGCUUGUGCAUGAAUGUUUAUUUCUCUGUUUAUUUAAAUCUUAUAGAUAACCAUAACAGGUUGCCUCAACCAAAAGGAAGAGGCCAUGGUGUGGGGGUAGAGUGAGGGGGAGGGGCAGAACAAGUGACAAAUCUCUUUACGUUUCCAGAGUAGAGUUUGCCACUUGUCAUCAAUCACUGUCUAUUUUUGUACAGAUACUUUUUACGUCUCCACUUACGAAAAAUUCUCAUGGCCUUCGUGUGGCCGGCAGUGUGUUAGUUUGAUAUACUGUUGAUCAGUUCACAUCUUGUCUUCUUAUUUAAUCUUAAUUUUGGCAAGUUCACCAGAAACACAUUACAGCAUUUUGUUAAUUAAAUGCAGGGAGGAUAAUAAAUAAAAACAAAUCUAAGAAUUUAGGACAGUGUUUUAGUCCCCACAUUUUUAUACUGGUGUAUCCUGUGUGCAUAUUUUUAACAAUAUUAUGUGCAUACACACGCACAGCAUGAGUGUAUGUUAUAUAUGCACCUGGAUGAGUGUAUGCAUAUCUGUGUUUGUACUGAAGUAAUGCGAAUGCAUAUAUAUUUUUAUAACAUUUGUAUGUAUUCAUAUACUUCUA
Molecule: messenger RNA, 3327 nt
Organism: Pelobates fuscus (common spadefoot toad)
Lineage: Eukaryota; Metazoa; Chordata; Amphibia; Anura; Pelobatidae
Gene: JPH1
Product: junctophilin 1
Exons: 6
Coding region: 166-2136 (656 amino acids)
Cellular component (GO): sarcoplasmic reticulum; plasma membrane; endoplasmic reticulum membrane
Source: RefSeq, a predicted model, not a curated record